Messenger RNA from Paramecium octaurelia, 2853 nucleotides. Lineage: Eukaryota; Ciliophora; Oligohymenophorea; Peniculida; Parameciidae. The record is from the annotation of a GenBank genome assembly.
AUGAAAAAAUAAAGAGUAUAGCAAUAAUCGAGAUUUCCAAUAACUACAAGACCUUUAUAAACAUUUGAUUUGGAAACUGAAGAAUAAAUAGAAUAGAGAUUCAAUGAAUUCUUGAAUGAAGCUUAAAAUGAAACAAUAAAAUUAGUAACAGUUUAAAAGGGAAAAUAAAGAAGAUUGGCUCUUAAUAAGAACAAAAAGAAAACAAUCAAGGAAAGUUAAAUGGUGGAAUAAUCAUCGUAUGAUGGAGAGAAUCAAUCUCGUGAGGAUGAAAUCAUUGAAUUAGAAACCAAACCUUAAAAGAAAAUUAGUCAAAAGCAUGAGGAAUUUUAUAAAUUUUUUGUGGAUCGAUACUUCCAUAAGUAAGAGGUAAAAUAAUCUGCUUCUACUUAAACUUUAACAAACGAUGUAAACUUUUUAGUCAACAGAUAUGGAGAUGUAUACUUAAUAAUGUAAUUUAGUUUUUACAAAAUUCACUAAUGUCUAGUUUAAUUAUUGAUACUCUUAAACACAAAUUCUAGAAUCAAGUUCCUAUGUAUGAUCAUUUUGGAACUGCCUAAAAGAUUUUGCAAUCAUUUAAUGUAUCAGCUGUUACUUUAUGUAACAUGAAAACCCCAGAAGAAAGAUAAACCUAUUUACUUAACAGUUUUUAAUAGAAAUGUGAUUCAUUAAUGAAUGAAUGGAUUCUUAAAAUAGCAAAGAAAGAUAAACAAUUAUAAUAGAUCGAUAAAUAAUUUACUCUCACAAGAAUGAAAAAUCGCAAAGAACAAAAUGAUCUAUUUAAAUGGUUGACCUUAAAAAGCAAAUAUUUGGUCCUCCAAAAAAAGUUAAGAGAAAUGCUUAUGGAAAAAAUUAAUGAGUAUGAAAAUCAAAUUAAAAUUGCUGAAGCCAUUAGCUAAAAUAAAAAAGUUAAUUUAACAGGCAUAGAGACUAUUCAAACUUCGUAAAUUGUAAAAAAUAAUAAUUUCUAUUCACAAAGCAAUACGGAUUUACUUUAAUGGAAUCCUUUACUUGAAGCUAAAUUUUAAAAAGAAAGAAUGAAAGCUCAAUACACCUACAAUUCAGCAAUUAAUUCGAGCAAUUUCAAUCAAGUAGCUUUUAUGUAAAUAUUUGAUUAAGUAAAAAUUGAAGAUCCUGUCUAUCUACAAAGAGAAGUAAAAAUGUAAAAAUACAUGAAUGGGGAUUGGUUAACCCCAUAAGAAAUGAAAUUUCUUGCUAAUACUUCAGAAUUACUGAAUAAAUGCGUAGAUUAAAAACAAGUCAAGAAAGUUGUAAUGCAUAUCAAGGAAAAAUAACUCUAUGAUUUAGAAAAUUAUUUAGCAUAAUAAAUCAUUUAGAAUCAUUAAUCACUUAAUUGUUAAAUUUAACAAGCUAGAUCAAUAUGGUUAAAAGAACAUACGAAAAAAAGAAAAUAAUAAAUCAAGUCUCAUGAUUAAUAAAUUUAAGAAUAAAUUAAGCAUGCAAAAACACUAAAAGAACAUGACAAAAAAGUCAAGAAGCUUCAAAGAAUUUGCAAAAAAUUAGAAGAGAAUAUCUCCAUCAAAGAUUAAGUAUACAGAAACUUUUUUGCUUUAAUUUUUGUAAGGAAAGUAAUUUAGAAAGUUGAGUAUCUCAGAUUCAUUAAAAUGGAAAAAAGUAAUAUGUUUGUUAAAGAAACAUUGGCUGAAUAAGAACAACUGAGACUUCAUAAAGAAAGAUUAAAAGAACUAUCAAUACCAUAUAAUCAUGAAGAAGACAAACGUAGAAAGUAUCACCCUUCAUCUAAAGUGGGAUUUGUUCCUACUCAUGGAAUGACUGCUGAUGAUUGGGAAAGUCUAGAGGGUCAAAAAUUGGCAGAAAGGGUUAAGAUACUUAAGUAGAAAGAAAAUUAAUACAGAUUAGGAGUAUUAUCAAUAUAAAACAAUAAAAAAGAGAACUUUAUGAAAUUUUACUCUUCUGGACCCAAUAAAGCCUUUAGAUAAGAUCCAAUUUUUGAUCCUCUUAAUCCUAAUGAUCCGCCUAAGUUGUCAGAUAAAGAAUUGAAUUAAAUAAUUAUGAUUCAGAGGGCUAUUCGUAAAAGAAUAGCAUUUAAAAAAUUAAAAAACUAUAAAGAGCUAUUAUUUCAAAAUAAGCUUAGAAUUUACCAUGAAAAAUUGUUUAAACUGAAUUCAGAAAAGGAGUUCCAAUCCAAUGUCAAAGAGACUACCUUAUAGUUGAUUUCAAAACCUCAACUAAGAAUUAAGACUUCAUCAAGCAGAAUUAAAUCUGAAAUUUCUUUAUCUAAAUCUAUGAGAACUAAACUAAAAACUGAAGAGACUGCUGAACCAUCAUCAAUUGGAUUUGGAAGAUAAGGGAGGUUAGUCACAACUCAAAAUUUAUCUAAAGUGAAACAACUUCUUGUUAAACAUGAAAGACUUCUUAGAUAUUCGAAGUCCAAUUAGCCUAAUCAUAUUCUAAAAUCAGGAUUCUAUUAUACAUAAGAUGAUAUAGAUGUCAUGGAUCAAGAUGGAAACACUGCAUUAUAUUAUGCUUGUAUGCAUGGAAACAAUAUACUAAUUGAUUUUAUGCUAAAGCAUGGUGCUAAUCCUAAUGUAUUAUGCAGUGAUGGAACACCUAUGCAUAUGGCAGUCAAAUCGAAUAAAAUAGAUGUAAAAUUGAUUUAUUCAUUAUUAGGUGAUAUAUUUGCUAUUAAAUAAUGGUGGUAGUUUAAAUAUUGUCAAUCAACAUAAUUGCACUCCUUUGGUUUAUGCUACUGACAAAAUCUUAAAAUAAUUAGGCAUGAAAUCCAAAGGUGUUGUUUCUGUUUCCAAAUAAUUUACAGAGAUUAAAAAUGAUGAAAUUCUUUAUUCUAAAGACUUUGCUGUUUAAUGUGAUUGA